Molecule: messenger RNA, 1395 nt
Organism: Gorilla gorilla gorilla (western lowland gorilla)
Lineage: Eukaryota; Metazoa; Chordata; Mammalia; Primates; Hominidae
Product: SAGA-associated factor 29-like
Exons: 7
Coding region: 185-1321 (378 amino acids)
Cellular component (GO): SAGA complex
Source: RefSeq, a predicted model, not a curated record
CACCUCAGCCUCCCCCGUAGCUGGGACUACAGGCAUAUGCCACCAUGCCCGGCUUCUCAGAGCUGCAAUUUUAAAUUGGGAGCCAGGGAAGACCUCCCUGUGGAGGUGGCAGGUUAUCAAGACUGAAGGUGUAGAGAAGAACCUUCCAGUCAAAGGGAAAAGGCAGGUUCUGCUGUGCUCAGGAAUGGCCACAAGUACUAUCAUCCCCAUCUUAGAGAUGUGGACAGGGCCGCAACAGUGUCAGGGCGUUUCCUGGCUCCUCAACAGCAGGAUCCGAAGUCGUCUGGAGGAUGUGCCGCUCUGCUUGGGGCGGACCUCCCCUGGAGCGCACCUCCCCUGGAGCGCUCGGGCGCGCAGGGUGCACACAGCCCUCUUGGACCCCGGGACCGGCUCAGGCUCGGCGUCAGCAAAGGGACCUGCGCGGCGCCCUGGGGCGGAGGAGGCCCGAAGGCCACAGGCCGCCGCCCGGUCUUCUUCUUUACCCGAAGGGCGGCCGCGGCGGAUGGGAAGCCGUGCACGACGAGCACAAUCUCCAUGGGGAGGAGAACAGGAAUGUUCCUGUGAGCCCCGCCGCGCCCUACCGCCAGCGCAGCCCAGCAUCGCGGGUCCCCUCCUAUCCCACCGGAGAACGGGGUCCUCACUCCCAGCUUCAGCCGAGCCCUGGCCCCGCAACUGCCUGAAGGCACGCCCCCUGCACCUGCCCACCUCAGGUCCCGCCUCCAGCCCAGCAGCCAAGAUCGCCGGUCUCUACAAUGACUCGGAGCCACCCUGGAAGACCAUGCGCAGAGGGGUGCUGAUGACCCUGCUGCAGCAGUCGGCCAUGACCCUGCCCCUGUGGAUCGGGAAGCCUGGUGACAAGCCCCCACCCCUCUGUGGGGCCAUCCCUGCCUCAGGAGACUACGUGGCCAGACCUGGAGACAAGGUGGCUGCCCGGGUGAAGGCCGUGGAUGGGGACGAGCAGUGGAUCCUGGCCGAGGUGGUCAGUUACAGCCAUGCCACCAACAAGUAUGAGGUAGAUGACAUCGAUGAAGAAGGCAAAGAGAGACACACCCUGAGCCGGCGCCGUGUCAUCCCGCUGCCCCAGUGGAAGGCCAACCCGGAGAUGGACCCCGAGGCCUUGUUCCAGAAGGAGCAGCUCGUGCUGGCCCUGUAUCCCCAGACCACCUGCUUCUACCGCGCCCUGAUCCAUGUGCCCCCACAGCGGCCCCAGAAUGACUACUCGGUCCUGUUUGAAGACACCUCCUAUGCAGAUGGCUAUUCCCCUCCCCUCAAUGUGGCUCAGAGGUACGUGGUGGCUUGUAAGGAACCCAAGAAAAAGUGAUGCCGCCUGGCAGACUCGCCAUCCCCCAACGACACAGGGCAGGACAGCAGAGGACAUGCUCGGAUUAAACACAU